Messenger RNA from Erpetoichthys calabaricus (reedfish), 1313 nucleotides. It is a transcript of the gene gpr68, whose product is annotated as ovarian cancer G-protein coupled receptor 1. The transcript has 2 exons. NCBI's taxonomy places the organism in Eukaryota, Metazoa, Chordata, Cladistia, Polypteriformes, Polypteridae. Gene Ontology annotation, molecular function: G protein-coupled receptor activity. Gene Ontology annotation, cellular component: membrane. The coding region runs from base 172 to 1200 and encodes 342 amino acids. Gene Ontology annotation, biological process: cellular response to pH; G protein-coupled receptor signaling pathway. The record is from RefSeq and is a predicted model, not a curated record.
CUCGCAGGUGCGCGACGCAGGCGUCUUUACCGUUAUUCAGCUGUACAGGAACACCCGCUAUGUGGGAGCAACUGGAGUAAAGGGUGCGUACACCUGUGGACAGAUCUCCUAAUGGGUACUACCAGCUGGUGAACCCAUUCCAUGAGCACUUAUCACAGCUACGUUUCCUAAAUGGGGUAUCUUACGAUGUCAGACAGUAAUUGUACAACAAAUCAUGAUAUCCAUCAAUAUUUAUCACCCGUGGUGUACAUCCUAGUGCUUCUACUAGGACUGCCCACAAGUAUUUACUCACUGCACCAUGCAUGGCAGCAGGUGAGGGUCAGAAAUGAACUUGGAAUCUACCUGCUGAACCUGACCGUGUCGGAUAUCCUCAACCUGUGUUCCUUACCUUUCUGGUUGCACUAUUUUUUUCAUCAUGAUAACUGGCUUCUUGGGGAGUGGUGGUGUAAGAUAUGUGGAUUGUUUCUCUAUGAGAACAUCUAUAUCACCAUUGGCUUUCUUUGUUGCAUCUCAGUUGACCGUUACCUGGCUGUGGUUUAUCCUUUUCGCUUCCAGAGGUUUCGAAGUGUGAAAGCGUCUGUCAUCGUCAGUGCGUGUAUUUGGAUCAAGGAGAUUGGGGUUUGUACUGUCGUCAUUCUACAAAAAGAAGUCACUGUCGACGGUGAAAACCACAAGAUCUGCUUUGAGCAUUACCCCAUGACGGACAUGGAGCGGCUAGUGAACUAUUACCGGUUUUUUGUUGGAUUCCUUUUCCCAUUGGUGAUUAUUACUUUUUCUUACAUUCGUAUUCUUAAGGCUGUCAAGAAAAGCACAGGAACUCAGCAUGCACAGAAACUUAGAAUCAAGUACUUGGUGUCCAGCACAAUAGCCAUUUUUCUGCUCUGUUUCUCGCCCUACCACAUCUUUCUUUUAAUUAGGACGAUUUUUGAAAAGAAAGACUGCGUGUUAAUCGGGACUAUUUUUAAUUACUACCAUUUCUCUUUGCUGCUAACUAGUCUCAACUGCCUUGCAGAUCCUGUGUUGUAUUGUUUUGUUAGUGAAAGCAUUCAGAAAGAGAUGCUGAGGGCAAAGAGUCAAUGUGGACAGCUGAGUUGCUGCUGUAAAAAAUCAAAAACUGUAGAAACGACUGAAAAUAACACACCCGAUAUUAAUGGAAGUACGGCCCUGACCGCCCUUCAGAGGGGAACUGAGCUGGGCUGAAGAUCCAUGUGUGUUGUUAAGGCAGACGUGCGCAGGUUUAGUCUGCUUAAGGGUGUAUUGUCUAUUUAAGAAAGGUGGCAAGACAGGCCAAGGUAAACUUACAGAACUUACUG